ACGCCGGAAGUACGUCGGGCGGAGUGGAACUUCAGGAGGAAGGGCUCGGGUUUAGGCUUCAGGAGAGGCCGCUCUGCUCUACCUCUCGUUGGUUCCGGAGGUCACUGAGGCUGUGGGAAAUGCUGGCGCGCGCGGCGCGGGGCACUGGAGCCCUUUUGCUGAGGGGCUCUGUGCAGGCUUCUGGCCGAGCUCCGCGCCGCGCCUCCUCUGGACUGCCCCGGAACACCGUGUUACUGUUUGUGCCUCAGCAGGAGGCCUGGGUAGUGGAGCGAAUGGGCCGAUUCCACCGGAUCCUGGAACCUGGCUUGAAUGUCCUCAUCCCUGUGUUAGACCGAAUCCGAUAUGUGCAGAGUCUCAAGGAAAUUGUCAUCAAUGUGCCUGAGCAGUCGGCUGUGACCCUUGACAAUGUAACUCUGCAAAUAGAUGGAGUCCUUUACCUGCGUAUUAUGGAUCCUUACAAGGCAAGUUAUGGUGUGGAAGACCCUGAGUAUGCUGUCACCCAAUUAGCACAGACGACUAUGAGAUCGGAGCUUGGCAAACUCUCUCUGGACAAAGUUUUUCGAGAGCGGGAGUCCCUGAAUGCCAACAUUGUGGAUGCCAUCAACCAGGCUGCUGACUACUGGGGUAUCCGCUGCCUGCGUUAUGAGAUCAAAGAUAUCCAUGUGCCGCCCCGAGUGAAGGAGUCGAUGCAGAUGCAGGUAGAGGCAGAGCGGCGGAAGCGGGCCACAGUUCUAGAGUCUGAAGGGACACGAGAGUCAGCUAUCAAUGUGGCAGAGGGGAAGAAACAGGCCCAGAUUCUGGCCUCCGAAGCAGAAAAGGCUGAACAGAUAAAUCAGGCAGCAGGAGAAGCCAGCGCGGUUCUGGCCAAGGCCAAGGCUAAAGCUGAAGCGAUUCGAAUCCUGGCUUCGGCUUUGACUCAACAUAAUGGAGAUGCGGCAGCUUCCCUGACAGUGGCUGAGCAAUAUGUCAACGCGUUCUCCAAGCUUGCCAAGGAUUCCAACACAGUCCUCCUGCCCUCCAACCCCAGUGACGUCACGAGUAUGGUGGCUCAGGCCAUGGGUGUGUAUGGGGCUCUCACCAAAGCCCCAGUGCCAGGAGCCCAGAACUCCAGCGAAAACAGCAGAGAUGUCCAGGGUACAGAUCCAAGUCUUGAAGAACUGGGUAGAGUCAAGCUCAGUUAAGGAGAUGGCUUGGCCAGGGAGUCUGGGGGCAGGGAACAGUACUCUCAGAUUCUGGCUCCAGCCUCCCUGCCAAAAUUUUAGUUUUUAUUUUUUUAUUUGAACUUAAUAAUCAUGUAAUAAACUUAUCAGUGGCAAAUUGGAAA
Messenger RNA from Peromyscus eremicus (cactus mouse), 1324 nucleotides. It is a transcript of the gene Stoml2, whose product is annotated as stomatin like 2. Lineage: Eukaryota; Metazoa; Chordata; Mammalia; Rodentia; Cricetidae. The transcript is spliced from 10 exons. The coding region runs from base 120 to 1181 and encodes 353 amino acids. The record is from RefSeq and is a predicted model, not a curated record. Gene Ontology annotation, cellular component: membrane.